GUCCUUCCAGAGCUGUCUGGGGCGUGGGCCUGGCCGGAAAUGUCAAGAAGAGGACACAGGCUGCAAGGCUAGCUUUGUGCUUGGCCUUGGCCUCGACCUCAAAGUGUACCAAGGCCUUCACCAAGCACAAAGGCUUUCAGGAGCUGUGCGAGAUGGUGGGCGUCGAGCUACAGGCAGAAAAAACGGUCUAUGAGUAUGUCGAGAAGGAGCAGAAUUCCCAAGAUGCUCGAGAUAGGGAGGAAGAGUCGCGGGAGGAAGAGUCAGAGUGGCGCGAGGAAGGGUGGCGGGAGGAAGAGUGGCCCCAAAAAGAACCUCCUUGCAAGAAGUUCAAGGGCGCACAAGCCAGGGGAGGGCCGGCCCAAGAUGAAAAUGCUCCAAUUCCUAGAGACACACCUCACUGGAUUUUCCUCGACGAGCUUCCUGAACAUAUGGAGGGCUAUGUGCAGCAAGGUCUUGUCUUGGCAACUGAGGGGAACACAAGGAAGGCCUUGUAUAGCACAGCUGAUGACGCAUUGGGUCAUGUGUUAGUGGAGGACGAUGUGCUCUUUGAGGAUGAUGCUGACUGGACAAAGUUCCCAGAGAUUGCAGCAGCGCUGAAGACCUUGGGCGAUCGUGAGGAGUGCAUCACUCUCGCAAUGUCACCUUCCCGGGCACAGUGGGGUAUUGGAGUGAGUAUGAAAGGCACCUUGCGGCACCGCGCAGCCAAGUUGGCCUUGGCAGCGCAUUUGGCUCUGGAGCAAGCGGAGUUUGGCGAGGAGUUGCCAGAUCUCUCUGACGUAGCAUCAUUUGCAGACUUCGUAGAGGAAGCGCGUGACAGCCGUUCAUGA
Molecule: messenger RNA, 827 nt
Organism: Durusdinium trenchii
Lineage: Eukaryota; Dinophyceae; Suessiales; Symbiodiniaceae
Source: the annotation of a GenBank genome assembly